AUGUCAACUGUAAGUCAAAUUUCGGCUAAAAAAUAUAUUUUUGAAAGUAAUAAAAAUAUUCCUGUCAAGUAUUUUCUACCGACAGAAGUUGCAGUACAUAAUACAGAGAUUGAUUGUUGGAUCUCAUAUCAUGGUGAAGUAUAUGAUCUAAGUGAUCUUUGUAAAAUUUGGGCUAACAAAAGAGAGAUUAAACCAAUACUGGCUUAUGCUGGUAAGGAUAUAAGUCAUUGGUUUGAUCACGAAAAGAAUGAUAUUAAACAUUAUGUGCAUCCUAUUACUGGAGUAUUGGUACCAUAUUGUCCUCAUGGUCCGAUUCCGGAUGUAAUACCUUCUGUGGUACCUGCUAAUGACUGGCGAGCAUUAGACAAAUGUCCUUGGUGGUUAGACGAAAAAUAUAAAAUAGGAAAAUUAACUAAAAAAGCACGUCCAUGUAGGAUUUUAAACGUUUUAAUCGGCAUACAAGUUGUUAUAAUGGUCUGUGAAGAAGAUUCUAUUAGACGUAUCCAAGAACGUGCUCUUAUUUAUAACUCAAAUUGCAUGUUUUAUACGUGGAAAUUCGAAGGAAAGGAUUUAAAUCUCGAUUUAACUUUGACAGAAAAUGGUAUUCCAGACGAACAAGAUCGUUUUGCCGCUUGCGGUCUUCCCGAUGAUUACUAUGUCCCGUGUCUUAUGUGUUAUUUCAAUGAUAAUUAA
Messenger RNA from Apis mellifera (honey bee), 693 nucleotides. Its product is annotated as cytochrome b5 domain-containing protein 1. The record is from RefSeq and is a predicted model, not a curated record. The coding region runs from base 1 to 693 and encodes 230 amino acids. Lineage: Eukaryota; Metazoa; Arthropoda; Insecta; Hymenoptera; Apidae. The transcript has 2 exons.